CUCCUGGUCAAUGCCAUGGCCAAGACCCAUAGUGACCAUCUGCUGUACUCCCUGGAAGAGCUGGUGCCCUAUGACUUUGAGAAGUUCAAGUUCAAGCUGCAGAACACCAGCCUGGAGAAGGAGCACUCCCGGAUUCCCCGGGGCCAACUCCAGACAGCCAAGCCAGUGAAACUGGCCACUCUGCUGGUCACCCACUAUGGGGAGGAGGACGCCGUGCGGCUGACCCUGCAGGUCCUGAGGGCCAUCAACCAGCACCUUCUGGCAGAGGAGCUCAACAGGGCAAUCAGCCCAGGGUGUCAGGUAAAAGAAAGUAACACAGACAGUUCAGCAAUGUCUGGUUCCUCUGGGGAGAUUAAGCCCAAGAGUCUGAAGAUACCAGAUGGCCUGGAAGGUGACAAGCAGCGACAAAGUGGUGACGGGGCUGGCUGCCCACCAUCCAUCCAGCCCGAGGCUGGAAGGGGGCCCCAGAAGAAGCCUCUGGGCAAACUGAGAGAUCAGAAAGGCUCUGAGGGCCUGGAUGUGCACGGCAAGCCAGGGGCCAGGAACACAACGCUGUCUUCCAAGAGAAGCCCCUUUCCCAGCAAGCCACAGGGGGAGAAGGGGAGCAAUGUGGGGGUCAGGCUGCGCAGGAACGCCAGCUCUGCAGGAAGGCUCCAAGGACUCUCCAGUGGGUCGUUUGCUGGGCCCCUGGGAAGGAGAGAAUUUAAGAUAUCUGAAGCAUAUUUACCUUCAGGAAAGAAGCGACCCAAAAGUCUUGAAUUUACCAUUUCUCCAGGAGAGACAGAACCUCUCAACCCAGAAACUCUUCUGCUUCAAGAGAAAAUGAGAAGUGAGAAUCCAGGCUCAGCAGCCACUCUGAACACAGGGGCUACUGUGGCUGCAGAGGAAGGAUCCAGGAAUCCAGAACACACCAUGACUCUGGAGGGGGGAGCACUCAGGAAUACACUUUCCAGUGUAUCAUUGGCUGGAAAGAAGAUCUGGGAGCAUCCAGAGUCCACAGUACCUGCAGAGAAGAGUGGAACUGAGGCUCCAAAGACCUCUAAGACCUUGGAGGAGGUGGUAGGUGGUGUGCUCCAUGAUUCUUCAAAUCCAGAAGUCCCUCCAUCUUCAGGGAGACUGCAGGACAAGGCUGUGUGUCCUCUUUGCUGUGCCCAGGAAGGAGACCUGGUUGGUGGCAGCUGCGUGCAUGUUUCCUGCAGCUGCUCCGUUGCUUCUAGGGAUCCUGAGGCUUCACGCGGCCACUCAUCCAGCUGCCCUCGGUGCCAGGACUUGCUCCCGGGGAAGAGCCAUGGAAGCCUCGAGUGGCAGGAGGGCCUGCAGAUGGCCAGCCUGAGCCCCAAAUCUCUGCCACAGUGUGAGCGUCACAUGAAGCAGGUCCAGCUGCUCUUCUGCGAGGACCACGGGGAACCUAUCUGCCUCAUCUGCGGGCUGAGUCAGGAGCACCAGGGCCACCGGGUUCGCCCCAUCGAGGAGGCCGCCCUGGAAUACAAAGAACAAAUUCAGAAGCAGCUGGAGCGUCUGAAGGAGUUGAGAAAAUCUGGAGAGGAGCAGAGAUCUCAGGGGUAUAAGAAGACAGCAAACUCCCUGAAACAAGCUGAAACCCAGAAGCAGAGAAUCCAGUACCAGUUGGAGCAGUUAUGCCAGUUUUUAGAGCAGCAAGAGCAGCUCUUUGUGGCCUGUCUUGAGGAGCUGGGCCAGACCAUUGGCCAAGUCAGGGAGACAUAUGGCACCCGGGUGACAAGGGACAUCGCCCUUCUCGACAAGCUGAUUGGGGAGCUGGAGGCCAAGCAGUGCCAGCCAGAAUGGGAGCUUAUGAAGGACAUCGGAGUCACCCUGCACAGGGCCAAGAAGGUGACUGUCCCUGAGCUGUGGGCCACCCCUCCAGAGGUGAAAGAAAAGAUCCACCUGCUCUACCAGAAAUCAGAGUUUGUGGAGAAGCGCAUGAGGCACUUCUUGGAAACCCUGCGUUCAGAAAUGGAAACGUUCAACGUUAAUGUGAUUCUGGAAGCAGAAGCUGCCCACCCCAACCUCAUCUUUCAUCUUCUCUGA
Molecule: messenger RNA, 2049 nt
Organism: Mesoplodon densirostris (Blainville's beaked whale)
Lineage: Eukaryota; Metazoa; Chordata; Mammalia; Artiodactyla; Ziphiidae
Gene: MEFV
Product: MEFV innate immunity regulator, pyrin
Exons: 9
Coding region: 16-2049 (677 amino acids)
Molecular function (GO): zinc ion binding
Source: RefSeq, a predicted model, not a curated record